AUGAAUCCCAUCUCAAGCCUCGUCUUUGUGCUUCUUUUGACUGUCUUUCCAACCCAAAUUCUCUGCCAGACCGCCUUGAUUGAAGAAGCUUGUGGUUACACCAUUUACAAGGUUCUGUGCCUAGAAACUCUUGUACCGGACUCUGAGGCCCAUUCAGCUAAAGAUCUCAAGACUUUAGCCAAAGUUUCAUUAAAACAUACAGAGUAUGAAGCUAACUUUGUAGAUUCCAAUAUCGAAGGACUUGAAGAGUCAUCAGGGCCAGGGCCCGUGAGGCAUGCCCUAGUCUUUUGCACUAAAAAAUAUGUCACUGUAAUUGCGAAAAUUCAGGCCGCGGAAACUUCCUUCGCACAGGGCAACAUUACUGCUACAAAAGCCCAGCUGACAGACGCCACGAUCAAUAGACAAUUGUGUGACAAAGGUUUCGAGGGUAAACGCUACAAGUCUCCAAUAUCUGACUGGACUACCAAACUUAGCCAGAUGCAAAACAAUGCGGAAUCCAUUAUCGCUCACAUCUAA
Quercus lobata is the source of this 516-nucleotide messenger RNA. RefSeq lists its product as uncharacterized. Bases 1 to 516 code for a protein of 171 amino acids. The transcript has a single exon. The record is from RefSeq and is a predicted model, not a curated record. Gene Ontology annotation, molecular function: enzyme inhibitor activity. NCBI's taxonomy places the organism in Eukaryota, Viridiplantae, Streptophyta, Magnoliopsida, Fagales, Fagaceae.